Cavia porcellus (domestic guinea pig) is the source of this 7239-nucleotide messenger RNA. RefSeq names its product diacylglycerol kinase epsilon (gene Dgke). The record is from RefSeq and is a predicted model, not a curated record. Gene Ontology annotation, molecular function: ATP-dependent diacylglycerol kinase activity. The coding region runs from base 230 to 1957 and encodes 575 amino acids. Lineage: Eukaryota; Metazoa; Chordata; Mammalia; Rodentia; Caviidae. The transcript has 12 exons.
CAGCAGCAGGCCCCGCCCAGACCACGCCGGACGCCGAGCGCUGUGCGUCCCCGCUCCGCGCGCGGCCUCUCUCCUCGCCACCGGCGCGCCCUGCGUUGGGCUGCGGUGCGAGCCAGGGACGGCUGCGCGAGGUCUGGGCUCGAGGUAGGCCCUAGAGCGGCCGGCGCUGUGGCGCAAGUCUCAGGAUCCCCGGCGAGCGGGUCAGGACGGUGGACCAGGCUUGCGGAAGAUGGACGGAGAGAGGCGGCCUGCGCCCGGCCCGCCCGCCCAGAGCCUGCUCGCCGACGAGCACCUGGUCCUGUGGACACUCUGCUCCGUGCUGCUGCCGGUGUUCAUCACCUUCUGGUGCAGCCUCCAGCGGUCGCGCCGGCAGCUGCACCGCAGGGACAUCUUCCGCAAGAGCAAGCACGGCUGGCACGACACGGACCUAUUCAGCCAGCCCACCUACUGCUGCGUGUGCACGCAGCACAUCCUACAGGGAGCCUUCUGCGACUGCUGCGGGCUCCGCGUGGAUGAGGGUUGCCUCAAGAAAGCCGACAAGCGCUACCCCUGCAAGGAGAUCAUGCUCAAAAGCGAUGCCAAGGUCCCAGACGCCAUGCCUCACCACUGGAUCCGCGGCAACGUGCCCCUGUGCAGCUAUUGUGUGGUUUGCAAGCAGCAGUGCGGCACCCAGCCCAAGCUCUGUGACUACAGGUGCAUUUGGUGUCAGAAAACAGUACAUGAUGACUGCAUGAAAAGCAGCUUAAAGAAUGAGCAGUGUGAUUUUGGAGAAUUUAAAAACCUCAUCAUUCCGCCGAGUUACAUAGCUUCCAUUAACCAGAUGCGUAAAAACAAAAAAACAGAUUAUGAAGUGUUAGCAUCUAAGUUCGGAAAGCAGUGGACCCCAUUAAUAAUCCUGGCCAACUCUCGGAGUGGAACUAACAUGGGAGAAGGACUAUUGGGAGAAUUUAGGAUUCUGUUAAAUCCAGUGCAGGUUUUUGAUGUAACUAAAACUCCUCCUAUCAAAGCCCUGCAACUCUGUACUCUUCUUCCCCAUUACUCAGCUCGGGUCCUGGUUUGCGGAGGGGAUGGUACUGUGGGCUGGGUCCUGGACGCAGUUGAUGAGAUGAAGAUUAAGGGACAAGAAAAAUACAUUCCACAAGUUGCAAUCUUGCCUCUGGGAACAGGCAAUGAUCUGUCCAAUACACUGGGCUGGGGUACAGGUUAUGCGGGUGAAAUCCCAGUUGCACAGGUCUUAAGAAAUGUAAUGGAAGCAGAUGGAAUCAAACUAGAUCGGUGGAAAGUUCAGGUCACCAACAAAGGAUAUUAUAACCUAAGAAAACCCAAGGAAUUCACAAUGAACAACUAUUUCUCGGUUGGACCCGAUGCGCUUAUGGCUCUCAAUUUUCAUGCUCAUCGUGAGAAGGCACCGUCUCUGUUUUCUAGCAGAAUUCUUAAUAAGGCUGUUUAUUUGUUCUAUGGAACCAAAGAUUGUUUAAUACAAGAAUGUAAAGAUUUAAAUAAAAAAGUUGAGCUAGAACUGGAUGGCGAGCACGUAGAACUGCCUAGUUUGGAAGGCAUCAUCGUUCUCAACAUCGGCUACUGGGGCGGCGGCUGCAGGCUCUGGGAAGGGAUGGGAGACGAGACUUAUCCCCUGGCCAGGCACGAUGAUGGUCUGCUGGAAGUCGUCGGAGUGUAUGGGUCUUUCCACUGCGCUCAGAUUCAAGUGAAGCUGGCAAACCCUUUCCGCAUAGGACAGGCACACACGGUGCGGCUGAUGUUGAAGUGCUCCAUGAUGCCGAUGCAGGUGGAUGGGGAGCCGUGGGCCCAGGGGCCGUGCACUGUCACCAUAACGCACAAGACACAUGCUUUGAUGCUUUAUUUCUCUGGAGAGCAGACGGAUGACGACAUCUCCAGUGCCUCGGAUCAAGAGGAUGGAAGGGAAGCUGAAUACACAGCUGAAGACCUGCGAGUUUAGUGUACCGUCCACACAAACCAGAGUUACACGCUCAUCUGGAAGAGGAAUCCUGUACCAGCUGUUCAUUAUUUACUUCAUUCAUAGCACAACGGGUACAUGUUUAUGUACAUAGCAUUUCCCAAACAGCCAAACUUCUAGUUCUUACACCUGUUUUUUUUCCAUAAGAGAAUUUGAGCAUCUAUCACUAACUCUGAAAAAGCCCAGAGAGCCUGAAAAUGAAAUUUUUUCACAACUGUGUUAAGAGAGAGGGGCUGUCCCUGAAGUAUGCACUGUCUCUUUCCUUAUUCUUGAACAACACACUCUGGAUGGACAGCACAUGGGUGGGAAGAUCCUUUCUAUUGUCACUUAAUGUGGUGGCGCCAUGCCACGUUAAAAGCCAGCUUGCUCCUUGAGAAAGGAGAUGGUUCGUGUUAACCAGUGUGGUUUACACUGGGCGUCCUGUGGCAGCAGCCAGUGAAGAUUUUCUGUGCCCCCAGAUGAGUGAAUCCUUACCAACUGAUUUCCAGAAAACCCCUUGAGGUGGCUGUAAGAGAAAGGCAAAACUUAAAAUGUUUAAGGCCUCCAGUUUUCUUUUCGUGGUGCUGGAGAUUAAACCCAGAGCCCUGCAAGUUCUAGGCAAGUGCUGUACACUGAGCUGUACCCCAGAUCCAGAAUCUUUUUUUUUUUUUUUUUUUUUUUUUAAUAUCAAAAGAGAACCAGGGCAUGGGUUUUUAGCUCAGCAGGGUAAAUGCCUGCCUGGCAAGUGCAAGAUCAUGAGUUUGAUCCCUGGUACCAAAAAAAAGAGAGAGCGAGAACUAUAUAGGUGAAUUAUUCUAACAUUUAGAGCACUUGGAUAGAAAGUUACAGGUUCCAAACUGGACAGCUCACCAACCUCUGUUUUAGUUAAAAGACUGUCCACAACUCAAGAAAAAAAAAAAAAAGAAACUCAACAAUCAGAUGAAUUGCUCAAAACACAAAGUCAAAGCUUUGUGUUUGAGUCAUGUUUUCAAGGUUCGGUAGUCUUGUCAUACUUUGGAAUACAGUAAGUAGUCUUUUAUGUCUGAAGUACUUGACAAAAUAUCCCCUUGGGGAAGGUAAGUGGACAGAAGUCUCUGAUAAAAUGUUUCUAUCAUAUUUAUUUUAAAGUGAAAAAGAGAUCUAUAUUUUUAACUUGUUCAUUAUUUAUUGUGGUAGAGCACUUGUGUUCAGUGUUUACACUGGUAUUACAUAGCUUUAUUUAAUAAAUUAAAUUGGUCACACAAAUGGUGCAACUGCUACUCCCCACCAGACAGUUACAUCCUGACUCAGUUCCCCUGACAGAUGCAUUACCAAGGUGUCCUCACUCCUCAGGGUGCAGGGAGGGCAUGAAAAGUACUGACGCCUACUGCUUUUGGAAGACUAAAAGCUAUGUUUCUCUUCUGUUUGACCCUGGAUUGCUGAAUGCUUCUUGGAGGCUGGUUCCGUGGCCUUCCACUAGAGGGCGCACUGCUACCGGUGUCAGCAGGCAGCCCUGUCCCUGCAGCCUGGCACACCCAGGGGGUCUGCCCUGGAGUUUUUCUGACAGAUGGCCCGUUUGUGAGCUUGGUGGCUUUCACGAUGAAAUUACUAUAAUCUCUGCGAGAUGUAACCUCCAGAACACCAUGAGCCUCUUUGAAGGGUCCGUUAUGAAGCUGUCACCCACAAGUUGGCAUAAACUCCAAAUGUGAGUCACCUCAGGCUGUAAAUGUGUGCCGUGCCCAGUGCAUCAUAUAGGAUGCUUUUAGUUUGCUCGAUUAGCCCCUUCCAGAUCUCCACAGAAGAUGCUAACAGCCAGGAUUUGACAGGCUUUGUUCCCAAUUCUGUCUUCAGCUCAUUCCUGCUCGCAGAAGUGGUGGAAGAGUUUUUGUCCAUUUUCUUUCAUGAGAUGAUCAUGUUUUGAGCAUAGUGAGAUUUAUCCUUUAAUUCAUAAUCAAAAUAGUUACAAAUACCACAUUUCAUAAAUACAGCAUCAUAUCCGCUUUGCUGUGGGCUGUACUAUGCCCAAAACUUGUAGUGCUAAUUAAUUGCAGUAGGAACAAAGUAAGUAGUUUGGGAAGUAAGAACUCAACCGAAAACGACAUAGGUUUUUUUAACUGCUGAAACUACUCUAACCACAGUGUUACACUGGAUUUAGGACAGGUUAGUGUGCAAUGCCUUCAUUUAUUUAAACAAAUUGAUUUUUCAGUUGUAAUUUGGUGAGGUACUUUUUUUUCCUACUGACCUUUCAUGAAGUUUUUCUGCUGCCUUAUUCACUCAGACCUAAUUUUUCUGUAGGAAAGUUAUUUCAGAUUCUGUGCAUAAAACGUGAUAUUAUCUUGUGUCAGCAAAAUUCAUCUACCUUUUUGGGUACUAUUUACCUAGCAUUUCUGAUAAAUAUACAGGCAUGUGCCUUGAUUAAAUGAAUACAAUUUGUAUGACUUCAUGUUCACAAGUUAUAUAUUAGGAUAAUAAUUGUUUAUAUUACCAGGGAUCCUAUACAUUAUAAGAUGAUUUAUUAUAAAAGUUUUCCAUUAAAAAUUGUCGAUAUUGAAUAACGUCUACAUUCUCAGGAAGAACUAUAAGAAGUAAAUCUUACUUGGUAUGUUUCCACAUUUCUCUCAUCUUUAACUGCCCUCAUAUAUUCCUAACUCCUGUAAACUUAGUGGCUUAAAUAGUGAAAAUCUGGCAGCUCGUUAGGUGAUAAUUUUGUCAAAAAGAACUUUAGGAAAUAAUUUUCAGUGCCAGAAAUCAACUGGUAUAUUUCAGAAUGUAAGUGGCCUAUUGAGAUGAGAUAAUAUAAACAUUUUAGGUUUUCUGCAACUGCUUACUCGCUGUGAACCUGUAAUGUGUCUAUUGUUUCUAAAACUUUUAUAGUAAAAAUUGUUUAUUUUUGUAGGGUGUGUUAAAAAUACGUAUUUGCUUUCCAAGUACAUUGGCCUAAGUAGAGUCAUAAAAUGUAUACUGACUCAGAAUAUUGCAUUCGUUUUUACACGGUAAAAAUGAGUACUACCAGCAUGUCAAAGGAAAUAAUUUGUAAUACUAACUGAAAUUUUAGCUAAUUUAUGUAAUAGGGUUUUUAAUUUGCACUAACUGGAAAACUUUAGUGGUUAUGAUAAUUUAUAUGUUAAGGUACACCUGAAUACAUAAUUAGAACACAAAGUCAAGAAUAGGUGGUUUGGGGCAGCUUUCUUUCAAAAUGAUAAUAGUGAAGCAAGAACCAGCAUUUUGUACGUAGAAAUAGUUUUAUUUUUAAAUUUUACCCUAUUUAGGCUAGUGGAAUAUUAGAUUUAUUUUUAAAAUCUAGAAAUGUAAAAAACCUCAGUUUUGUUCUGUCCCCAUUGAACCAAAGGUAAACAGCAACAAGACAGGAAAAGUGCAGUUUUGCUUUUAAAACAUGCGCCUCUGCCCUGCCGGAUUCCUGCCAUGGGACCUGUCUCCUUUGCGAAGCGUGGGAAGCAGGUGGGCAGCUGGCCAGGGUGGGGCACUCGUGUCAUCCCAGGAGGCACUCGGAAGGCUGCCGCGAGUUUGACCCAGCCUGGGCUCCAGAGUGGACCCCGUCUCCAAAAACCAACCAACCAAACAAAAAGCACCACGUAGGCUGGUGGUGGAGCCCAGCUCUGCCUCUGGAGAGGAGAUGUAGGAGUUCAGGUUUGUGUUAAUAGGUACCCAGGCCAUUCUGCUGCACGCUUAAAUCCAAAUUGGAAAGCCGAUGGUGUGGCCAGGAGAAUGCCUUGCACAGAGAUUCAGUUAAUCGGAUGCUCAGGUCGGUCUUCCCUCUCUCUGCCAGCUGCUGUCUCCCCCAGAACUGCCCUUCAGUCUUUUCAUCCAGAUUAAUGUAUUUGCUGUUGUGCAAAAACUGGUAGCUGCAGUUUGUGCGUGGAACUGGAGUCUAGUCUGCUCAUGGUGAGGAGCUGCUUUGGGGCUCAAAGGGGGGACCCCAAGGGAUCACACAAAGGGGUGUGAGCUGGGAGGCUCUACCCCGCCUCCCUCUGGCCCUGCAGCCCAUGGGUGCCAGGUGCAGCUCAAGAUUGCAGCAGCUAAAACACUUCCUCCAUUUGAAAGUGACUCUACUCCUUUUGAGUUUGUUGUUGUUUGCUUUUGUUUCUGAAACAGAGUCUUACUAUAUAGUCCAGGCUGGCCUUGAACUCACGGUGUAGCUCAGGCUGGCUGGGAACUCUGUGAUUUUCCUGCCUCAGCCUUCCAAGUGCUGGGAUUACAGGUGUGAGCCAGCUUGCCAGGCUGCCUCUACUAUUUCUUUGAAAGAGUUCGGGAGCCACUACUUUAAUGACUCUUGUCACCCGUUUGAUUUUCUGUUGAUUUUACAUUUGCAAACACCUCAUGUUUAUUGUUGAAAAGACUACUCUAGAGAUCUCAGUGCUGCUUGGAAUGUGGCCACUUGACCACUGCGCAGUUUUUAAGGGCAUUUUGUUGCAGACUAAAGCAGCACCCUUAGCCUCUUUUCCUAUUUAUAAUUUUCGUGUAGAAGUGACCUGUGUAUUUAAUUGAUUUUUAUGUAAAUACAUAUUUAGUCCAGUAGUGCUGACAGUAUAGUCAGUGAACGAGGCUUGCAGGUCUCAUAAAGGUACAUUCCAAGAUUCUGGGGAGAGGACUUUGAAAGUCUGCACUAAUACAGAAUUUGGUGGGACCCGAAUGAUGCAUUUGGGCACAGAGGCCAGCAGGCACCAAGGGCUCGGCAGCCGCCUAAGGUUGCUUCUGUGGAAGGCGCUGAACAGGAAAGGAGCUGCCCUCUCGGGGACUUCCGUCCUGUACUUUUUGGUGACUGGCGAAUCUUGAGAAGGGACAACUGGAAAUUGAGAUGUUUUCCUUGCUCCUCGGGCACUGUCCAGGCAAGAGGACAGCCUGAGGGAUGAGCAGAGUGGCUGAGACCAGUCCCAAGACACUCAUCGUCGUCACAGUUGGAAGAGGCUUCUGGGAACCUUGGGCUUCGUGUUUGCUUCCCGGCUGCACACUCGAGCGCCCCAGGACCGCUGCGGUCUGAGUGCGCCAGGCUCAGGAUCCUUUCCUGUGAGCCCAGCAUGGCUCGCCCAGUCCUCGACCCGAGACUGUCCAGAGGCUGCAGCCAGAGCUCUGCACCACACAGUGACUCCACCUGAGCGGCCACUGCCUCCUGCAGCCUCGAGCUCUGGCCACUGUGCUCGCAACCCCGCUUUAUCCCGUGUCCAUCACUUUCCUCAUGCUGGGUCUGUGUUGUGGUCACUGCCUGCACACACAACUGCGGGUCGAAGCCCUCGAUAUGUUGAAGGUGUUUACUUGUUUUUAAUAAAAUUGCAAGUGCAGCACUCAAA